AUUGUUGACAGCACGACACCAAUUCACUGGACUAGAUACUUUACUAGUCUAGAUCUAUUAUAUCUAUUCUAAAUCUAGAUCUAGAUAUCUAAAAAUCUAGACUAGGCUUUAGAUCUAAGUAAUUUUAGAUGUAUCUAGAUCUAGUCUUGAUCAAGUUUAACUAGCUAGAUGUAGAAUGUAGAUCAAGUCAAUAUUUUUUUUAUUUUAUAGAUCUAUAUCAUAUGAUACAAUGAUACAUAGACUAGACUCAUCAUUAGACUGGUCACUAUCUAGACUAUACUAACUUCACUAACUAUACUAUACUACUAUUUUAGUACUAUAGCUAUACUGCUAUAGUAUAGUCAUUGACUAUUAUAGUGACAUUAUAGAUUAGAGUCUAGAGUCUAGAAUCUAGAUAGAUCUAACUGUCUAUAUAGACUAGUCUAUUAUAAUUAUAAUUAUAUAGAUCUAAAUCUAGUCACUAUUAUUAUAGACUAUACAAGUAUACUGUAGUGUAUAUUAUUAUACCUAGAUAAUAGUCUAUAGAGAUUUAUAUCUCACUAGAUCUAGAUUAUUAUUAUACUAGAUCUAGAUAUAUAUUAAUAUAUAGUUAGUAUUAUAAUACUUAAUUGUAUGAACAUGGGAGUGUUAGUGUACUUACACAACAAUUCAUUUUCAUCAAGAUCUAGAUCUAUAGAUCUAAAUCUAGAUAGAUCUAAUAGAAAAGUAGAUAAUCUAAGCAUUAAUCUUAACUUUAGAAAAGUGACCUCGCUGAUGUAUAUUAACGUAAAUUGGAUUAUUCUACUUGUUCUAAUAUUUGUAAAUGUAAUAAAAACGUCUGAAUCAAAUCCCAUGUCUGGUGAAGAGAAAAAGCAAUUAAGAGAUAAGUCAGUGGAGAUGUUUUAUCAUGCUUUUAAUUCCUAUAUGAAUUUUGCAUAUCCAGCUGAUGAGUUGAUGCCCUUAUCAUGUAAAGGUCGGUACAGAGGUUCUGAACCUCCAAGAGGAGACAUAGAUGAUACCUUAGGAAACUUUACUUUAACAUUGAUCGACACUUUGGAUACUCUGGCAAUACUUGGAGAUCUAAAAGCUUUUGAAUCAGCAGUGAAAAGUGUUAUCAAAGAUUCAAGAUUUGAUGCAGAUAUUGUUGUGUCUGUUUUUGAAACCAACAUUAGAAUUUUAGGUGGAUUAUUAGGUGGCCAUGUAGCUGCUAGCUUUUUUAAGAAGAAAAAGAUGGCAAUGCUUUGGUAUCAAGAUGAGCUACUUACAAUGGCUAAAGAAGUUGGUGAUAGGCUUCUGCCUGCCUUCAACACUACAACUGGUAUCCCAUUCCCUAGGGUAAAUUUAAAACAUGGUAUAACUUCGAAAAUUUCAAGUUCUACUAGAGAUACUUGUACAAGCUGUGCAGGAACAAUGAUCUUAGAGUUUGCAGCACUUUCCAGAUUAACAGGCAUUGGAAUUUAUGAAGAAAAGAGUCGUAAAGCUAUGGAUUAUUUAUGGUCCCAAAGACAUCGAAGUAAUAAUCUCAUGGGAAUGGUUAUCAAUAUACAUAAUGGUGACUGGGUUCGUCGUGAAAGUGGUGUUGGAGCAGGCAUUGAUUCCUAUUAUGAAUAUGUUCUAAAGACAUAUGUUUUGCUUGGAGAUGACACUUAUCUUAAUAGAUUCAACAAACAUUAUGAAGCUGUGAAGCGUUACAUUAGUCAAGGACCAUUAUUAGUUGAUGUUCUUAUGCAUAAACCAACAAGUGCUGCUAAAAAUUUCAUGGAUGCUCUUUUGGCAUUUUGGCCAGGAUUACAGGUUCUGGUCGGAGAUAUAGGACCUGCAGUAGAAACUCACGAGAUGCUAUAUCAAAUCAUACAGAGACAUAAUUUCCUACCAGAGGCUUUUACCACUGAUUUUCGUGUUCAUUGGGGACAGCAUCCAUUAAGACCUGAGUUUUUGGAAUCAACUUAUUUUUUAUAUAAGGCCACAUCUGAUCCUUAUUACUUACAAGUUGGAAAAAAAGUUUUAGAAAAUUUGGAACAGCAUGCCAGAGUUCCCUGUGGAUUUGCUGCAAUUAAAGAUAUCAAAAGAGGCACACAUGAAGAUCAAAUGGAUUCUUAUGUAUUGGCUGAAACAUUCAAGUAUCUAUUUUUACUUUUUUCUGAAAAAGAAGAUGUUUUGUUGGAAAUAGAUGAUUUUAUUUUUACAACAGAAGCACAUAUUCUUCCUUUGACACUGUCUGUUGGCAAUUAUUCUUGGAAGACAAAUGCAAAAGUUAAAACAGAUAUUUACAAGUUUGACAUGAUGUCUGUAGCAGAAAUGGCAAAAGCUGUUGAUGAUGAAGAUGUUAUUAAUUUUGUAGACUUAGAUGAGGAAAGAGGUAUUUGCCACAAUUACCAUGUAACUCAUACUGAAGGACCUAGUUAUCCACACAAAUUGAGACAUCAAUUGCGUGAUCUAGUCGACAAAACUCACCCACAGCUGAAGUCUGAUCGGCCUAGAUUAAAAGCUUCAGAUUUUGUAGCUAGUAAUAAAGAGCAUUUAGAAUUACUUCAUCAUAUGGGAAUUAGAUUGGCCACAAUGCAGGAUGGACGUAUACAACUUCUGCACACAGCUUCAGAAGCUUUAUCUCAAGCUUACGCUGAAGCUGGAUUAGAAUUCAUGCAGGAGAUGAUUUCUAUAAGCCAAACUCAACAAUUAGAAAGCCAUCAUGAACCAAUGUAUAUAAGACUUUUAUCUGAGCCAUUUAAUGGAGAUAUAAUUUAUCGUGCUGGACCAGCACAGUUUGGCUAUGACCUCACUAAAUCUCCACCUGUACAAGGGUAUUUAGCUUUAGCUAAACCUUUAAAGGGUUGUUCAGAUUUAGAAAAUGGAGAUGACAUUAAAGGAAAGAUAAUAAUAGUGGAACGAGGAGACUGUAUGUUUGUAGAUAAAGCAAGAAACCUUCAAAAAAAGGGAGCUCUUGGUGGCAUAGUUAUUGAUCAAGCUCAGGGAUCAUCAAGUGAACUUGUGAGUCUUUUUGCUAUGUCAGGAGAUGGAACAAAUAACGUCAUUAUACCCAUGGUAUUUCUCUUUUGGAAACAGGGUCAAGAUUUAUUGGAAACUAUGCAAAGAUACCCAGAUGUGUUGAUAGAAUUAAGCUCUAAAGAAGCAUCUUUUUCUAAUACAACUAAUAAUCAAGCAUUAGAAAAUGAGUCUGGUGAUCAGGAAUUUGUCAGUCUUAUUGAAGAGCCGACCAAAAAUAAAGAUCCAACUAGUUCUGCAACAGAUGUUCUGGGAGAGACUAAUGUAGUUAAAAAUACAGAUGACCAUGCUUUUUAUCAUCAUGAGAUUUUAGAUCUAGCUUCACAAAAGUAUUAUUUGAAAGCUGGUACUAAAUAUUUUCAUUUACAUGUGCAAGUGACAAAUGAGCAACUUCAUUCUGAUACUGAUAAAGUAUUGCAAUAUGAUCCCUUACCUGACGGCUCUAAAAUGUUCACAAUUUUCUUAAGCACUACAUUUUCUAAUUCUGAAAAACCUAAUUUAAAUGAAAUUUAUUUAAAAGUGUUGAAUGCAUUUCAGCAUCACACAAAUCUAGAACAUUUGGAAAAUUCAUCCAACUACAUGAAAGCCUUGGCAAGAUUUAUGGAGUCUGCUUACUUUUCAAUAGAUCGUAUUGAUCAAGUUGCUUUAGAAGUGAUGCAAGAUUUUACCAAAUACAUUAAAGUGAAAUAUACUUUUCCUCACGGUGAUAGUGUCUUUCUUACUAAAAGUAAAUAUGUAAAUGAAGAUUUAAAAAUCUAUUCUAGUAAUGUUAAAGAUUUUAUUCAAAGCAAUGGCUUGUCAUCAGAAUUAAUUUUAGAAAAGACUGAUACAGGGGUAACCCCAGAACUAUCUUCUAAUAGUAAAUCUCUCACAGAUGUUUCAGAUAAAACAACUGAUUCUUUUACAUCAGAUGCAGCAACAAAUUUAGUGAAUGAAGUUAAGAAACAUUUUGAAGAAAGCCUUCAAAAAGACUUGGAAAGCAAAAGUAAUAAACCAAUAAUUCAAUCUCCAGAAGAAGACAUACACAAGAAAGAUGAACUUUAGAAUGGCUCAAAAACUAAUUUUAAUAAAUGAUACCAUUUUUUUUUCAUUACCUCAGAUGUGGUGGACAAAAGGAUUAUUAAUGUUUGGAUUUUUAAAGAAUAUUUUAUUAGGCCAGAAUAAUUGUUAUUUAUUACUUAAGCUAUGUCUUCCUCUUCUAUUAAAAUGAACUCACUGUUGGCUCAGCAUUUUUGUAAGCUUCCAAAAAACAAAUUUAAUAACCUAAAACAUAAAAAUUGUAGCUUAAGAUGCUGCUAUUCUUUCAUAGAGAAAGCAAUAAUGUACUUCAAAAUUAAAAAAAGCAGCCUUUUAAAAUUUUGAUUAAAGUUUAGAUAUUCCUUUUUAGCACCUUUUACCAUGGUCUUUGCUUAAUUAAAUAUUUUUUGUAACACUUUAAUUAAUUUUUCAGUAACUUUGUUAAUUUUAAAACGGUUGUAAGGUUAGGGUUAGUGACAGAUAGAAUUCCUAUUUAGACUUUUUUUUCUUUGAUAAUUAUAAUAUAUAAUCCUUGUGUAUUGUUUUUUUAUUUAUUGCCGAGAAUCCCUUUAAAUUUAAUAAUUUUUUUCAACAAUCAUAAUUUUUUAUGAACAUUGAUCAAAUAUGAAAUCAUUUAACUUAGUUUUUGUAGGGCUGUGGAAAAAUGUGUUUAAGUUCAUUAUAUGUAUAUAGGCUUCUUGAGACAGACUCAUUUUAUCAAAUUUAUUAAAGGUUUGAUAAAACAAUAUUUACCUAUCUGUUUGUGUAUGUUUUUGCCUUAACUAAUAUUGUUAAACUUUACUUAGUAAUGACUAAGUUUGAAUGUUAACGUUAUCUCUCUUUAAUAGAAUCAUUGUUCAAUAUAGAUAUUUCAUUCAUUGCUGUAAUCAUCUUAGUGAAUUAACUCAAUAAAAUGCCUUUUAUUCGU
This is a messenger RNA of Biomphalaria glabrata, 4927 nucleotides long. RefSeq names its product ER degradation-enhancing alpha-mannosidase-like protein 3. Gene Ontology annotation, cellular component: endoplasmic reticulum; membrane. Gene Ontology annotation, biological process: mannose trimming involved in glycoprotein ERAD pathway; endoplasmic reticulum mannose trimming; carbohydrate metabolic process. Gene Ontology annotation, molecular function: mannosyl-oligosaccharide 1,2-alpha-mannosidase activity; calcium ion binding. Bases 613 to 4026 code for a protein of 1137 amino acids. The transcript has 15 exons. Lineage: Eukaryota; Metazoa; Mollusca; Gastropoda; Planorbidae. The record is from RefSeq and is a predicted model, not a curated record.